CUUUUGGAUAAAGAACUCAUGACUUCAGCACGGAUGUACUGGCCAAAUCUAUGACGAAUUUCGACAACAACCCGGAUCCAGAAGACGUUGAACGUAAUCUGGCCUAUCGGUUGCGGCAUGUCAAGGAGCUGUACAAUUCAGUGCGGGCUCUGCAUAUGAGUGGGGACUCGAAACAAGUGCUACAGAGAAUGCGAGAGCUACUACCGGUGGGGGCUAUGCGUGACUGGAGACAAACUUAUGAACUAAUUGAUCAACUUAGUGGCAAUUGGAUGACACUGGCAGAUCUGAUACUGAGCACCACCACCGCAAGGAAAAACUCGGUCAACGUCAUGGUCACCUCUUCUCAGCUGAUUCCGGCGAUGAGCAAGGUCAUGCUAUAUAGUUUGACCAACCACUUUGCCGCAGACAGUAUAUAUGCCUCCAGAGUCGUAGGUAAGGAGGAGUGUUUCAGGAAAAUCAAAGCGAGGUAUGGGAACGCUGCAGUGUACCAUGUCAUCGGUGACAGCGCGGAGGAAAUGGUAGCAGGGAAGAAGUUGGGAUGGGACACACAUCUCGUGCGUAGUGUAGCGCAUCUGAAGCAACUGCUGGUCAACAUCCAUGGGCAUAUUUAGCAGUAAAUAAAAACAAACAGUAUAAAUACGGG
Sphaeroforma arctica JP610 is the source of this 643-nucleotide messenger RNA. RefSeq lists its product as hypothetical. Gene Ontology annotation, molecular function: protein tyrosine phosphatase activity. The coding region runs from base 51 to 611 and encodes 186 amino acids. Gene Ontology annotation, cellular component: nucleus. The record is from RefSeq and is a predicted model, not a curated record. NCBI's taxonomy places the organism in Eukaryota, Ichthyosporea, Ichthyophonida. Gene Ontology annotation, biological process: anatomical structure development; negative regulation of extrinsic apoptotic signaling pathway in absence of ligand; cell differentiation. The transcript has 7 exons.